AUGAAGGUGGUUGUUUGUGCCCUGUUCCUGCUAGGACUUUUAACUCCAACUCGAUGUUCCUCACGAACUCAACUGAUCAAAGAGUUUCUGGAGCAGCGUUCCAUUACCAGCUUGCUGUUACUCCACUGUGUCCAGGAGCUGGUUGAUCAGGAUGUGAUCCGCAUCGCCUCAGCCCUUCGCCAGUCAUUCCAUGGCAGCGUGUACUACCUCGACGUGACCGGCGCCCACUUUCGACGGCACUUUCAAUGGCACAUGUUUUACGAGCGCUACAAAACGGCCAUCACUCUCAACCUGGAGUGCUCCGGAAUGGAGUCGGUGUUGAGUCACCUGUCCGAUAAUGCCUACUUCAAUGAUACCUUUCAUUGGCUUAUGUUUGGUGGACGCAACUUUGAGCAGGUGACCUGUUUGCUGUCGGCUCAGAACAUUAACUACGAUGCCUCCAUCAUGCUUGUGUUCGAUCGUGGCGAUCGUGCAGAUGUUCCCAGGAUUUUCGAAGUGUAUGAUGUACGGGGGACCGUUAAGCGCCGUGGGGGCCGGGUUAGUUUCGAUCUGUUGGGAACAGUUUCUUCGUUGAACCAGCUGCCCAAAAGACGGGCUCGCAGCCAGGACCUGGAGGGCAUUGAGCUGUGGACAGCGCUGACGACCAUUUCCAAACACCAGCCACGACCAUUAAUCGAGUAUCUCAACACUGUAAAGAGACAGACAUCGUACACCGCAACCAUACACAGCUAUCAGCUGGUGAAGUUGCUUGAGAUGAAGCUGAAUUUCAAGCUCAUAGUGAUAUUAACCGAAGAUUGGCGGUUUGAUCUGAUCGGCAAAAACUCGUCACGAGGUGUAGUGGGCCAGAUACAAACCAAACAGGUCGAUUUUGCGACCACUCCCUUCGCAAUCACGCCGGAGCGUAUCGCGAUCUUCGAAUACACCAUCGAAAUAGCGCACGGAACCUUCUACACCGUGUUCCGGCAUCCGAAAAGUUUGAACAAUAGCAACAUCUUCAUGCUUCCGUUCACAAAUAUUGUUUGGCUUGCUAUUAGCCUGAUCUUUGGCGCGGUAGCACUACUGAUCGCGCUGCUGAUCGUCUGCAUUCACCGGACAGGUCGCAGUAGAUCAACUCUCGACUGGCUGGUGGAACAGUCGCUGCUCGGUACGCUGGGGAUGGUGUGCCAGCAGGGCAUCCACCAUCGCAUCAUUAGGUGGAGCUCGAACCGAGUGCUGGUACUGGUCGCGAUGUGCUCCUCGAUGAUCCUGUUCCAGUUUUACUGCUCCUUCAUCGUGGGCUAUCAGCUGAUCACACCGCCAAAGACGAUCAACACGCUGGAGAAGCUGGUGGACAGCGAGAUACAGAUGACGGUCGAGAAUCUGAGCUACCAGCAUGACUUUUUUCGCCGUACCAACAAUCCGACCGCCUUGAAGCUGUACGAAACGAAGAUUCUGCCCAACAGGUAUGGAGGAUUCGUGAACCUUUCGUUCGGUAUGCAGCUGGUCCGGCAGGGCGGGUAUGCGUUUCACUGUGAAACUUCGUACGGCAAUGCACUCAUCAUAGAAACGUUCACCGAGCGGGAAAUCUGUGAGCUGCAGCAGGUCCAGCUCUAUCCCCAGCGUCCCGUCCAUCUGCCCUUGAUCAAGGGCAGCCCGUUGCGGGAACUGUUCAAGGUGAACCUGCAGCUGAUCAAGGAAAGCGGCCUGCUGGCGUACCAUCACGCUCGAUACUACACGCCCCGGCCCAAGUGCAACAAACAGAGCAGUACGCACACCGAGCAGAUCCAUCUGGCGGAUGUGAGGUUCGCGUUUGUACUGCUGGCCGCUGGUAUGGCCGCCAGCGCAGCAUUACUCGGGUCGGAGCUUGUAUUCUUGCACCUACGUACCUGGUGGCACGAGCAGCAGAUACGAGCCAUUCCGGCGGGGUUCCGUUGGCUUAAUUAA
Molecule: messenger RNA, 1923 nt
Organism: Anopheles arabiensis
Lineage: Eukaryota; Metazoa; Arthropoda; Insecta; Diptera; Culicidae
Product: ionotropic receptor 75a-like
Exons: 6
Coding region: 1-1923 (640 amino acids)
Cellular component (GO): membrane
Molecular function (GO): ligand-gated monoatomic ion channel activity
Source: RefSeq, a predicted model, not a curated record